AGCAGACAGCGGCUGCUCGACGCAUUCACAAGGGCUUUCAAGUAACAGAAAAAAAUUCAAGAUUAUCGCAAGCCGAAGCCUGCGUAGAAAUGGGUUGUUUGGACUCAAAGACAGACUCCUUGAAAGACAACAAGCGUCGAACCUGGGGAGGCAAGUUGGAAUUCAUUAUUACAUGUGUUGGCUAUGCUGUUGGUCUGGGAUCGGUAUGGCGCUUUCCGUAUCUGUGUUACAGGAACGGUGGAGGCGCGUUUUUGAUACCAUACUGCGUCAGUUUGCUCUUGGUUGGCCUUCCAUUAUUCUUCAUGGAACUAUGUUUUGGCCAGUUUGCCAGUCUUGGGCCUAUCACUAUUUGGAAAAUAAGCCCCUUGUUCAAAGGUAUUGGCUAUGGGAUGAUGAUGAUUUCUUUGUUCAUCGCACUUUACUACAACGUAAUAAUUGCCUACAUCCUUCACUACCUCUUCGCCUCAAUGACGGCUAAUUUGCCGUGGUCUGCUUGUGGGAAUACAUGGAAUACUGACGCUUGUUUAUCAAUUCAUAAGAACGGUAUAAAUGAACAUUUGUUUACUAUUUGCUUCAAAGCUGGUGAAGGCACUAGUAUACGGACAAACAACACCAACUUAAUCAAUAGAAUAACGCUUCUGAAUACUACCGAUACUACCGAGGUCAUCGCCACUUCACCAAGCGAGGAGUAUUUCUACCGUAAAGUCCUGGAGAUGACUGAUGGGAUAGAGAAUUCAGGGGGUCUCAAAUGGGACCUUUCCCUGUGUCUUCUGCUGGCCUGGUUGAUUGUGUUCCUGGUCUUGAUUAAGGGUAUAAAGUCCCUGGGGAAGGCUGUUUAUUUUACUGCCCUUUUCCCUCAUGUCAUCUUGGCCAUUCUCCUUGUACGUGGUGUUUUACUGGAAGGAUCCGCAGAAGGCAUUAAAUAUUAUCUGACGCCUGAUUUUACUCGACUUCUAGACUCUGAGGUGUGGAGUGACGCAGUCGUUCAGAAUUUUUAUUCACUCAGCGUAUCUUUGGGAGGCCUGAUAGCGAUGUCAAGCUACAACAAGUUCCACAACAACUGUUUCAGGGACGCACUAAUUUGUUCCCUUAUGAACUGCGGGACUAGCGUUUAUGCUGGAUUGGUCAUCUUCUCCGUGCUUGGCUACAUGGCGCAUAUAUCUGGGAAAGAUGUGGCUGAUGUUGCUAGUCAGGGCCCUGGUCUUGCCUUCAUCGUGUAUCCAGAGGCCAUAUCCCAGAUGCCGUUACCGACUCUGUGGGCCAUUCUGUUCUUCUCCAUGAUGCUGUUACUGGGAUUCAGCGCACAGUUUUCCAUGGCAGAGACCGUUUUGAGCAGUAUAAUGGACGAAUAUCCACAUAUUCUACGUGUUAGUAAAUGGAGGGAAACCAUCAUGAGGGGCGUCGUGUGCGGAGUGUGUUUUCUACUCGGCCUGCCGAUGUGUGCAAGGGGUGGCCACUAUCUGUUAGACCUAAUGGACCACAGUGUUGGAGGUUUCCCGUUGUUGUUUGUUAGUUUAUUUGAAUGCGUAGUUCUACAAUGGGUCUAUGGAUGGUCCAGGUUUUCUGAAGAUGUGAAAAUAAUGCUUGGCAAGAAGCCUGGUAUCUACUUUCGGAUCACUUGGUGUUGUUUAUCUCCACUUCUUAUGUUGGCUGUCAUUGUAUUCAAAUUUAUCCAGCUGAAGCCAUACAUGUACCAUGGCUAUACAUUCCCUGUAUGGGCUCAGGCCAUAGGGUGGCUUAUUGCCUUGACCCCCGUCGCCCUCAUCCCUGCCUGGUUCCUGGGAAGAUACUGCUACGAUGGCGGCUUCCAGGCCUUGAAAAGAGCUGGAUCACCGCAAGCUGCCUGGGGACCUGCAAGAGCAGACGAUCGCGAUGGGACAAUAUACGACACAAAAUCCAAGGCAAAAAAUCUCUAUGGCAACGGUACGUCCAACCCUGCCUUUGACCAAUAUCCAUGCCAGUAGCAGUCCAAAAAAUUAAUAGAACAGUGGAAUGGAUGUAUGUUUCACUGUUUCAUAUGUGAACUGCAGAGUUUGUGGAUUAAAAAAAGAAAUUAAAAUACUUUAUUCUUUAUAAAAUCAGGGCAUUUUGCCCCACCUGGAACUGUUGUUUUGUUCAUUAAAAAAGGCACACAUGCGGGAGGUCUUUAAGAUAAGAAUGGCGACUUUUUGAACCUUGAUAAUGUUUGUUGUUUAAAAGACUAUCGAACGCCUACUAGUGAAAAUUAAUAUACAGUAAUUGCUCGAUACUUUCAGUGGGCAAAAAUUAUCAAAGUUUCAGAUUAGUAAUAUUAUAAUCGCAAAUAUUAUAUUUCUGUACAGCUUUUGUUAUGUUUUUACUACAGAUAACAGAAUUAUAGAGUAGGCAUCUUUCUAAUUA
This is a messenger RNA of Lingula anatina, 2379 nucleotides long. Its product is annotated as sodium- and chloride-dependent glycine transporter 1. NCBI's taxonomy places the organism in Eukaryota, Metazoa, Brachiopoda, Lingulata, Lingulida, Lingulidae. The record is from RefSeq and is a predicted model, not a curated record. Gene Ontology annotation, molecular function: amino acid:sodium symporter activity. Gene Ontology annotation, biological process: sodium ion transmembrane transport; nitrogen compound transport; amino acid import across plasma membrane. Gene Ontology annotation, cellular component: plasma membrane.